Messenger RNA from Gregarina niphandrodes, 196 nucleotides. RefSeq lists its product as hypothetical. The record is from RefSeq and is a predicted model, not a curated record. Lineage: Eukaryota; Apicomplexa; Conoidasida; Eugregarinorida; Gregarinidae. The transcript has a single exon. The annotation marks the transcript as partial.
CUCGGACCUGGAAGAGACGGAAAAAAAAGUACGAAAAAGUACUGCUCUUAUGUACAAAUUGGGUGCCACAACUAUCUCACCUUAUUACACCCGACAGACUCUUAUUACACCCGACAGACUGGCACUGGGACCUAACAGCAUGGCCUGGUCAAUAAGCGACACAAAGGAACUACCUGAUCCGCGAGUGAUGAACUGA